AUGGCGGAGGAGGCAGAAGCUCCAGAGAGAGAGCUGGAGAUGCCGGCCAUGCAAGCGAUUGCGGAGGCAAGCGGAGAAAAGAAGGAGCGGACGAGCUCCAAGGUGAUCGAGGAUGCCAUAUCUGCUGGCUUGCUGCCCAGCCAGCGCCCUGUCCAGGAUGAGGCGCUCGGCCGUGAAAAGAAGAGGCCAGUCGACUUGGGUGCACCUGCUGAGGAUAGUGGGAUUCUUGGCAGCCUCGGCAUCUUGGAAGUGCCUUUGGGCCCUCCCCUGGCGCCUCUGCAGCAGCAACCCAAAGCCGCGCCGCCAGCGAUUGCCUCAGUCGCCCGCAGUGGCGACAAUGACUGGUAUGGCAGCUCAACGAGUGGAACGCCGCGGAAGGAGGAGGAAGAGGGGCCAAAGAUUGCAGCCCCUGCCUCUGAAAGCUCCGCCGAGGAUCUCCACUUCCCCAGCCGCCAGCUCACGCCUCGGGAGGACAAUGAGAAGCCCCUGGCUGCAGAGAACCAGAGGCCUGCUGCUGCAACAGAGGUGGCCGAGAACACGACGCCAGCGAGCGACCCUACGCCAGAGAGGCAGACCAGAAUGCCAGAGAGGAUCCCGGUGCAACAGGAAGAAGCAGAGGACACGGAGGAAGCCGACUUGGAUGCCAUGAUCCCCUUCAGCGCGCGUGAAAAAGCUCAGAGGCAAAUAUCGCCACUGGUUCAGGUGGUUGAGCAGCCACAGGUGCCCAACGACCCGCGUAAGUCGAAAGAGGCUGCCAAAUCCCCUGAGGGCUCUUCCCUGGGCUCCUUGGCCUCUCCCGAAGCUCUUCAGGAUGCCAGCGCUGGCAGUUUCAGCUUCGGAGAGCAAGGUCACAAUGGUCUUGGCGAGGCGAGCCCGCUGCAGGUGAUGCCGGCCAAAGGUGACGUUGGUGCAUCCCCUGCCAGCAAAGCGUCGGUUCCGGCGCCAGCUGCAAACACAGCUAAUUCAGGCGUGCCUGCGGCCAGACCAACCCCAACAAUUCUCCGCGACCUAGGUCUGGAUGAGUCCUCUGAGGACACGCCGCGGACAGACAGCAAGGAGGCAGCCAAGGCUUCACCGCCAGCUCAGCCUGCAUUAGCUUCGCCGACUUCAUACUCACCUGCAUCCUCCAAGGCGUUGCCCAAGCGCAGCAAUCCCCUGGCCCGGGUGGGAGGAGGACGGGGCAACCUCCUCCAGGGCUCUGGAGGAGACUUCCUGGGUGGCGGCAUGGCAGGCUUAGGCCUCCCUGGCUCACGAGAUGUUGGUUCUGGUGGCGCGUUGUCGUCGCUGGCAGCCUUGCGCCCCAAGGCCAAAGCUAGGCCGAAGAUCGGGUCCUUGCCUGGGGGCCCCAUCGACUGGAGUCAGAAGGAGGAUUUCAAAUGA
This is a messenger RNA of Symbiodinium pilosum, 1380 nucleotides long. The record is from the annotation of a GenBank genome assembly. Lineage: Eukaryota; Dinophyceae; Suessiales; Symbiodiniaceae.